Parnassius apollo (apollo) is the source of this 1077-nucleotide messenger RNA. NCBI's taxonomy places the organism in Eukaryota, Metazoa, Arthropoda, Insecta, Lepidoptera, Papilionidae. The record is from the annotation of a GenBank genome assembly.
UUGUAUCCUUGGAAUCCAAAUGCAAUUAACUACCGAAAAUUCCUUGGCAAAAAUGUGACCCAAUCAACCAGAAUUCAAGAAAACAAACCACAAAGGGCAAUAACAUUCACAGACUUUGAAAAAAUCGUGGGACAAAACAUCGUAUCCCGUCUUACUUCUGAGACACCCGAUAAAUCAAAUUGUUUUUACAAAGCAUUAAAAGACAUAUACGACCAUUUGAAAGGCAAAGAUAUAGAACAGGAAGACAGUACUAUUUCAAGCGAUUAUUUAGUAAUUGAAAAUGAAUUGAUGGCAAUAAAUGACAUACCGAUCGUAAUUUCAAACUCCAAUAAUAUUGAAGAAUCUCAUACAGACACUAUUGAAACUGAAACUACAGAGAAUACUGAAUUACUUACAACAGACUUAUUUGACGAUUUGGAGACACUAAACCUAAUAGAGUCCUUCAAUUUGUCAGCAGAUAUUCGGAAUAAUAUUGAAAUGAAUAAUAAUUACAAACAGAGCCAACUUAUAGCGAAUUCAGAUUCAGACACUCAAAAUUACUUAAAAAAUGAAAUAUUAAAUGUUCUGGAACCUACCAGUGAUAAUGUCGUUAAAGGCCCUAAUCAAUUGAUGUCACCUAAAUUAACAGCUAUUGCUGAAAUGCAUAAUGUUGACAAACCGAGCGAAAGUAAAGGGACUGUUAAUGUUCUAAACAAAGAGUCAAAUGAAAUAACAAACCCAAAUUUAUUAGUAAUAGAUAACGUUACAGAGACUAUUAAUAAAUCAAAUAUUAAUAACCAAAACCAAAUAGCAGCGACAGAAAAUAACAAAAAAUAUGAUUUUAAUUUUGACAAUGCUAAAUGCGAUAGCGAAAUGACACCUCCUAAAUUAAAAGAAAUUCUCAAUUGGCCCCAGACACCACAACGUAAAGGGAAAAUUAUGACCCACAAUCCCAUUUAUGUCUUGACUAGCCGCAAAUGGCUUGAAAUCGAGGAAAAGAAAAAAAAUGAGAAGAAAACAAAAGAAAAAGAGAAAAAAACAAAAGAAAAAGAGAAAGAAGAACGUAAAAAAGAGAAGAGAAAAGAAAACAGACAGUAA